AAAAACUGUCAAAUGGUUUUUGUUGGUUGUCGGACGUUGGAUCGCACAAUUUACAUCACAAUCAAUUCAACUAAUCAACUUGUAUUUUACAAACAAAAUUAAUCUAGUCCACUCUCCACGCUGGGAGUAAAUGUGUUUUCUGUGAGUCAGAGUCACCGAAAUGGCUGACUUGCUUGCUGUUCCGUUGAAAAAGUCUUCUGACGUCGAUAUUGUAAAACCAUUGAAGAAUAUAAUCCAAUCGACAUACAAUACAGGAGACAACAGUGAAGACCACAGCGAUGCAAUAGAAGAGCUGGCGCGGCUUAGAGUUAAUGCUAUUUGGAAAGUUUUCGAGAAAUCCUCUCUAGAAGUUAUUUACAGCUACUAUGACCAGCUGACGUCGUUGGCGACCAAAGUGCCGCCUCAGGAGCUGCAGAUACCCUUCAAGUGGAAAGAUGCCUUUGACAGAGGCUCCAUUUUUGGAGGACGCAUGAGCCUAACUGUCGCGUCGCUGGCGUAUGAGCGUGUCUGUGUCCUGUUCAACAUUGCGGCCCUGCAGAGUGCUCUCGCCGCCCAACAGCCAUUAGACACAGAGGACUCCCUCAAGCUUGCAGCUAAACUCUUACAGGUUUAUAAGAGAGUAUUUAGUUUCUUUAAAUGCCAAUUGAUAUAAAAUGAACUCCAAGAAAGCUCC
Molecule: messenger RNA, 673 nt
Organism: Papilio polytes (common Mormon)
Lineage: Eukaryota; Metazoa; Arthropoda; Insecta; Lepidoptera; Papilionidae
Gene: ALiX
Product: programmed cell death 6-interacting protein
Exons: 3
Coding region: 161-652 (163 amino acids)
Biological process (GO): mitotic cytokinesis
Cellular component (GO): endosome
Source: RefSeq, a predicted model, not a curated record